Heterotrigona itama is the source of this 1865-nucleotide messenger RNA. The record is from the annotation of a GenBank genome assembly. Lineage: Eukaryota; Metazoa; Arthropoda; Insecta; Hymenoptera; Apidae.
AUGAGUAAUAGAGAAAAAAGUGAUUUACGAUCAGAACAAUGCGUUAAAUCGAAAGACGAAAAGGAAAGAAAGAAAUCAGUGUCAUCCCAAAGUGAUGAUUCUGAUUCUAAGAAAAAAAGACGUAACACAUGUAGCAAGGAUAAAAGGAAAAAAUCAAAGCAUAGGAGUAGCUCUAGUAGUUCUGGCUCCUCUAGUAUUUCCAGUCGUGAUGCUGGUAAACAUCAGAAUGAUAGGGAUAGAAGAAACGACAAAUGGGAUAAGAGAUAUGAGAAUGGUGUUAGACCAUAUCGACUGAAUCCAAGGGAAGGUAGAGGAUAUUAUAAAGGACGGGGUGGAUAUUUGGAUAAUCGUAAACGUAGUUUUGGGUAUCGACCUUAUAAACAUUCUGGAUUUUAUGAUAGAAAUAGGCAUAAUAAUUUGCAAUAUAAUAGAUAUAAUAAUGAAAGGAGAGGUAAUAGAUUCUUAAAUCAUAACAAUAGAAGACCACUUUACGAUAGAUCUAGAAGUAGAAGCACUUUAGACCAGGAUCAGCAAAAAAACUUAAAAGAUUCUAGUGAACACUCUAGAGAAAGUGAUUCCAAAGAAAGAUAUGUAAAACAAACUAAUACUGAUAAAGCAGAGACAAAAAGAAAAGAUACAGAUGAUCCUUAUGCAAAAGGAAAAGAAAAGAAAAGAGAUGAUGACAUAUACGAAAAGGAUCAUGUCCGCAAAAGGUCAAAGAGGAAAAGGUCUUUGUCAUCUUCAAGUUCCUCAAGUGUUAGUAGUAGUAGCAAUAGUACUAGCAGUAGCUCUAGUACUAGUAGUAGCACCAGUAGUUGUAGCAGCAGCAGUUCAGAUACUUCUGAAGAUGAGAAAAAACGUAAGAAAGCAAGAAGGAAAGCUAAAAAGUUGAAAAAGGCUAUGAAAAAGCGUAGAAAGAAGAAAAGAAUGAAGAAAAAAUUGAAGAAGAAAUUGAAAAAGUCAAAAAAGAAAUCACGAAACACUGAUAAAUCUAAAGAAAGUGUUUCUAAAGAUGUUUCACAAGAAAUAUCUGAAAAGUCAAAGGCAAUGGCACCCAUGACAAAAGAAGAAUGGGAAAAAAAGCAAAGUGUAAUACGUAGAGUUUAUGAUGAAGAAACUGGAAGAUACAGGUUAAUUAAAGGUGAUGGAGAAGUUUUAGAAGAACUAGUAAGUAGAGAACGUUAUAAAGAGAUAAAUAAGCAAGCAACUAAAGGGGAUGGAGAAUACUUCCAAGCACGCAUGAAAGCCAAUGUUUUAUGAACUAUUUUUCUAUAUAUGCUAAAAAAAAUAUCCUUAUAUAAUAAUUACUUUAUUGUCAGUGUUAAAGUCCUGUACAUGUUUUAUAACAUCUCAGAGAUAAUACUUAAAUGUUGUACAUCAAUGAAACUUCUCUAUAGUGUGAUUUUAAUUAUAUUACAUGGACAAACGAUUUGAUCUAGAAUGUUUAUGACCAAAUGUUGAAAUAUAAUCAACAACGAACAUAAUUUAGAUUCUAAGCCAAUUUUAUAUAGUUAUAUUUUUUUCAUACUAUGAUUAUUUAUGUUCAUUGUCAUGUAUGAUAAUAAAACAAAUUACACCUUUGAAUACAUUAUAAAAACACUAAACAUAAUGUAAUAAUACAUAUAAAGAAACUUUGUAAUUAUUCAUUAUUUCUAUAAACCAAUUACAUUAUUUUCAUAAAUAAACAAUUAAGUAACAACUAACAAAUUACUUUCAAAAUAUAAAUUUUAUUUCUUUAUACGAAUAAUUCUAUUGUAUUCCAUAUGUACAAACUAUAUCACACAUUUCUUAAAUUUUAUAGUCUUUUUCUGACUUAUCAGUAUAUCGGCAUAUAAAAAUUUUAUUACAAAUAUCAGGGUAACUGA